This is a messenger RNA of Sodiomyces alkalinus F11, 938 nucleotides long. Its product is annotated as putative camp-regulated phospho protein family protein Igo1. Gene Ontology annotation, molecular function: protein phosphatase inhibitor activity. Gene Ontology annotation, cellular component: cytoplasm. Bases 374 to 799 code for a protein of 141 amino acids. The record is from RefSeq and is a predicted model, not a curated record. Lineage: Eukaryota; Fungi; Ascomycota; Sordariomycetes; Glomerellales; Plectosphaerellaceae. The transcript has 2 exons.
CUGCCGCCAAACCUUCGUGAGGGGAUGGAUCCCCACUAAUAGCAUCUAACCAAUUACUUUGUACUUUCGACCCUGUAACUUCACUGUGACUGGCCAAACAUUCGAUCCGACUUCCCAUCUCGUCACAUCACUCCCACUUCCCAACUCCGUCUCCUUCCACUACCUUACUUUAAUCGACCGUUGCCGAAGAAGAAAAAAAACCAGACGAAAGAAAAAAGAAAACGACCUCUCUUCAACAAACCAACUUCCCUAUCCCACCAGACUACGUACACGCCUUCGUCCCUGCGCUCAUUAACGAUCUUCACCUCAUCGCAACCUACCCUCACCUAAAGCGACCCGUCUACCGGCCAAGACCCCACCAGACGUUGUCACAAUGAACCCCCACCAGAAGAACAAGAUCGAUGUCUCUUCCCUUUCUCCGGAGGAGCAGCGCCUCUUCCGUCUCUACGGAAAACUGCCCUCCCGCUCCGAUCACUUUGCCAAACACUUGAAAGACCGCAAGUACUUCGACUCGGGCGACUACGCCAUGUCGAAGGCCGGAAAGGGCGACAGCGUCGACGCCGGGUCCGUCGGCUCCCAGCACCCCGUUCCCGAGAAGAUCCCCCACCUCUCCAGCCCCAUCAACGGCUCGGGCGCCCCCGUCGGUUCCAACGGCAUCGCCAAACAUCACCACAGCAGCAUCUCUGCCGCCACCCAGUCCGGCAGCCCCGUUAAGGAGUCCAGCUUCCUCCACCGCGAGACCAGCGCCGCCGAUAUGGAGAACGAGAAUGAGAACGAGAACCCGAACGACAGACAAUGAGUCAAUGAGUUUGGUCGCAGGGCCUACCUCUUUUGCCACACCGACUCCAGCCCACACAGAAGGCACAUAAAUCAUAACAGGCUGAGAGCAGUUCCUGUCUGAACAUGAAUGGCUCUCGGCCAUGUACCGAUGGCGAAUG